AUGUAAGACUUUUAGUCUGGAGAUGUAAUAGCUUAAGAAUAUCAAAUUGUUACUAUGUUAGCAUAAGGCUCUUUUGGAAAAGUAUAUUUAGGAAAAUCAUAAACCAAAAACAUGAAUGUAGCUAUUAAAGUAGAAAAAACUGAGGUUUCAUAUUUCAAUAGUUUAAUCAGAGAAGUAUUUCUAUUCAUUAAAGUUAAUUAGGUUGAAAUUCUAAAAAUAUUAGAUGGGGUUCCAUCUGUACCUAAAGUUAUAUGGUCAGGAUUAGAAAAAGGAUAGAGAAUCAUGAUCUAAAAUCUUUUAGGAAAAGAUCUCAUACAUUAUCAAAAAAAAAUGAAGAAAUUUUCUUAUGAAUGUGUUUGCAAUAUAGCUUAUUAAAUGAUAGGAAUUCUUGAAUAAAUACAUAAUAAGUAAUUUAUUUCUUAAAAUAUUAAGAAACAUUAUUCAUAGAGAUCUUAAACCAGAAAAUAUCUUAGGGGCAUCACAAUCAGAUAAAAUCUAUUUAAUUGAUUUUGGAAUUGCAAAGAAUCUUGAAUCGAAUAAAAAAAGCAAAGAGAAAAUUUCAUUUAUUGGAACUACUCGAUAUGCAAGUCUAGCUGCUCAUCUAGCUAAAGAAUAAAAUAAAAAAGAUGAUUUAGAAUCAUUAGGAUAUAUCAUAAUUUAUUUUCUUAAUGGAAGUUUACCUUGGAUGAAUGUUGGAAGGGACGAUAAUGAAAGAAUUGAAAAAAUUGGACUUUUAAAAAAAGACAUGUCACCUGAAGAAUUAUGUGAGAAUCUCCCAAAAUCAAUCUUCAAGUAACAUUCUUCAUCUUAUUAUUAGUAUAGAUAUAUGAAAUAUGUAAAAGGGUUGUCUUCUAAAAUAAAACCUAAUUAUGCACAAUUAAAAGAUUUAUUUAAUACUGUAAAUAUUUAACCAAAUAUGCCAUUCGAUUGGAAUCAAAGAGCUAAAGCAAAUCGCAAGAUGAAUUCCAAUAAAUCCAUUAAGACUUCUAAAUCUGCAAAAGUGCUUAGCAAAUCGAAAUCAUAAUUUGGAAAAACUUAACGCAAUAGUUCUAAGGAAACAUCUUAAAAACUAAUUUAAUAUGCUCUAACUCCUAUUAAGAAGCAACAUAAAACUUUAGUAUUUCCAGAAUCUUAAGAUAAAACAGUUUAUCACUCUAGUGAUGAUAAUUAGCAAUAAAGUAGUCUCAGUGAUGAAAAAAAAAGUAAAGAAAGUGUUAAAGUUGGAUAUUCUAUUAGUUAUGAACCUUCUAAAUUUUCUAGAUAUUCCUAACACAACAAAAGUCCAAUCUAGCAAUAAUAAAAAGAGAGAGCCAGAGUUUCUACUUUAGAUGCUAAUCCAUAAGAUUUAUUUAUUAUGCCUCUUCAAUCAGAAUAAUAAUUAUAAGAAUUUGAAAACCAAGAUUUAGCAAUCAAAUACAACUUAUUGUUUUAUAAAUCAAUUUUAUACAAUUACAAAAACCCUAUUCAAGAUUUCAAGGCUAGUGAUUCUAAUUUUAUAGAUUGA
Molecule: messenger RNA, 1504 nt
Organism: Paramecium sonneborni
Lineage: Eukaryota; Ciliophora; Oligohymenophorea; Peniculida; Parameciidae
Source: the annotation of a GenBank genome assembly